Messenger RNA from Oldenlandia corymbosa var. corymbosa, 775 nucleotides. The record is from the annotation of a GenBank genome assembly. Lineage: Eukaryota; Viridiplantae; Streptophyta; Magnoliopsida; Gentianales; Rubiaceae.
CGAAACUCGAAAACAUCAUCACACGUUACGGGCUGAAAAGUCGCGGAGGAAGAAAGUCUCAUCCUGUCGACUUCGUAAUUCCUCUGCGCCCUUUCUCCCUCUGAGAAAAAAUAGAAGAAAAGAAAAGAAAGAAAAAAAUUAGGGCUCAGGAAUAAAAGAGUAAUUUCAAUUUACCCAGAUUGAUUCGUCCCAAGAUUACACCAUUAAGCCAUUCCGACACGAAGCUGAGGGUCCCUAUUGAUUGUAAUUUCAAUUCUGCGAGAUGGAUCAGAUACUGAAUAAGGUUGGUUCCUACUGGAUAGGGAAGAAGGCCAACAAGGAGCUCAAUUCCGUCGGCGAUGACAUCAACUCGAUGUCAAGCAGUAUCGAAGGUGGAGCCAAAUGGUUAGUCAACAAAAUUAAAGGAAAAAUGCAAAAACCAUUGCCGGAACUACUGAAGGAAUAUGAUCUGGCCAUAGGUAUUUUCCCUCGCGAUGCCACCAACUAUGAGUUCAAUGAGGAGACAAGGAAGCUUACUGUCUUCAUACCCUCAAUAUGUGAAGUGGGAUAUAAAGAUUCCUCUGUGUUGCGGUUCUCGACCACCGUAACUGGAUAUCUGGAGAAGGGAAAACUAGUUGAUAUAGAAGGAAUGAAAACAAAGGUGAUGAUAUGGGUGAAAGUGACUGCCAUCUCAUCGGAAGGAUCAAAGCUCCAUUUUACUGCUGGGAUGAAGAAAACCCGAAGCAGAGAUGCUUAUGAGGUUCUUAGAGAUGGAGUAGGAGUAGACAAGUUCUAG